AUGGCCGACCGCACAGUUCGGGCUGUUAUUGCAGAUCAGGAUGUCAACGAGUGUCACUCAAACCCAUGCCAACAUAUUUGCCAUAACACUUAUGGAAGUUUUACUUGCCAAUGUCACCCAUGUUAUACAAAACUUGACCGCCAAUGUGAGCUGAGGCAGUGUCAAAUAAAUGGUCAUCAGUGCUUUUCAUACGGGACUAUAAAUCCAUCCAAUUCUUGCCAGAAAUGCCAUACUUCCAAGCAAAAAUCAUGGACCAAUGAUGAUUCUUUGCCAUGCAAUGAUGGCGUUGCUUGUACUAGAAACGACCACUGCUCCAAUGGAAGAUGUAUUGGUACGCCAUUCUCAUGCUUAUCAUGUGAAGAGUGUUACAACGAUGCAUGCCGCAUCAAGCCUGGACACUGUAUUAUCAUAGUGGCAGGAGUGAGAACCUGUUUUUCUCAUGGCGAACUGAGGCCAGGAUAUCCAUGCCAGCAAUGUGACAGCAAUAACAUAAACAAGUGGACUAUCAACAACAACCUGCCAUGCAGUGACAACAACAUGAGGACCAAGGACGACCACUGUGUGACUGGAAUAUGUGUGGGUACAUUCUACAAUUGUCCCUCAUGUGAAGCACAUGAUGGCAGUGGCUGUCCCAUUAAACCCGGUUAUUGUGUCAUACAGCACCUUGGCCAAAAGACAUGCUUUGCUCGGAAUCAGUAUAAACCUGGAAAUCCAUGUCAGUGGUGUAAUCCAGGAGGCAACAACAACGCAUGGUCAAAUCGAGAUGGUAUGGCAUGUGAUGAUGGGAAUAGGUGCACCCGUGGAGACAAAUGCAUCGGCGGCCAGUGCAGUGGCAUUCCCUUCACUUGCAACUCCCUUUGUCAAUUCUGUAAUGGCACCAGCUGCACCCUGAAAACUGGAUUUGGAUUGGUGAAUAAAACGUGCAUGUGCAAAAUAGCAGACAGAGACUAUAGUCACCAAGCCGUAAAUCCAUCAAAUCAGUGUCAGUGGUGUGACCUGUAUGAUACGGCAGCUCGUGCCAACAGCGCUUGGAGUAAUCGUCCAGCGGUGCCUUGCGACGAUGGAAACAAAUGCACAAUGCAAGAUACGUGUAACGCUGGCAGGUGUGCAGGUCUGGGAUACUCUUGUCACUCGUCUCAACCAACACCAAGUUGUAUUAAGGCCUCUGAAUGUGUUGGGGAUGGCACUUGCAGGCCUUCACUGAAGUCAAAUAGAACCAUUUGUCGACCUGCUCUUGACGCUUGUGAUCAACCGGAGAGGUGUGAUGGUAUCCUUGGAAGCUGCCCUGGAAUAGUGAGAGAUGGCAUUUUCAUUAAAAUUGGCGAGGUGCAAAUUGUCGAUUCAAAGCAACAAUCGCCAAUUCAGUACCAAUAUAUCACAGACAGACUUUUUCUGAAGAUUUCCGGCUUUUCAUCGACGUGUGGUAGCAUCUCUCUCAGAUGGUCCUUACUGUUGGGCUCGUCACCUUGUUCUUUUAAUGCAAAUAUAAGCGGAACUUUAAAAAGUAACAACGAAUAUCAAACUGUUAGAGGACUAAGCCUCCAAGAUAUGACAUCUUAUAAAAUAUUCAUAAGGGCAUCCGACUUGAGAGGGAAAAUUUACCAACCAGUCUGCAGUAAAGCCGUAGUUAUAGAUACCUCAAAGCCACAAGGUGGAUGGGUCCACGAUGGACCUCGAGUCGACCUAAGUUAUCAAGCUUCUGAAUUCCUGCAAGUGAACUGGGGGGGAGUACAGGCAAGACACGGCGUCAGCAAGUAUGAAUGGAAAGUUCUUGUUACCUUAUUGGUCACAAACAAAACCAUCGAGCUAAUGCCGUUUACUACAGCAAACCUCAAUACUAACGCACAAAGGGGUUUCGACAACAUGGAAGAUGGUUCCAAAGUAAUAUUUAUCAUCAGAGUCUUCACCAAAGCGGGCCUGUUUUCGGAACUCACAAGCGAUGGAGUUAUAAUUGACACAUCAGCGCCUAUUGCGGGGAAGGUAAAUGACGGUAACCAAAUUGGCAGGGAUUUAAAGUACGCCAACUGGACGAGCACAUUCAUCGCAAACUGGGAACAGUUCACCGAUCCACAUUCUCCCAUAGCACGCUACACGUUGGCGGUUCAGCGAGAAGGUACCGGUCUCAUAACCACUUUUAAGGCCACAGCCCAGGACCGUUCGUCCACAGUGGAUAACGUGAAUCUUGUUUCCAAGGAAAGCUACUGCGCAGUUGUCAGAGGCUACAACAAAGCUGGUCUGUACAGCCAAGUAAAGUCUGACUGUUUACUAAUAGACCAUGAUGCCCCACACGCCGGCACUGUCAACGAUGGGCACUUCAGUGACAUUGACUAUCAAUCAGACAAUACCAUGAUCGCGGCAAACUGGCAUGGCUUCACAGACGGGCACAAAGGAAGCGGCAUCUCGGAGUACAAGUACAAAGUUAUGGAUAGCAGUGGUAGCACCAUCGUUCCAUGGACAUCAGCAGGAAAUUCAACGAACAUAACCCAUAAUGGGCUGACUUUGAGUAAUAGCAUAAAGUACUUCGUUAUUGUGAAGGCAAUCGAUGCAGUUGGUCUGAGCGUUGACGUGACUUCGGAUGGCUUUAACGUGGAUACAACACAUCCAGUGUUUACAGGAAAAAUUACAGUAACUGGUAAGGAUGACGUUCUUAAUGGCACCCCUUGUGUCUACAUACCAAGUAUAUUGUCAGUGAGAGUGAAGUGGUUGGGUUUUUCCGAUGCUCAUAGUGGUCUCAAGAGUUACCUUUGGGCCAUUGUUCCCUCGGAUAGUACACCAAUGGACUCUGACUUCAAAAUUGUGCCAGGACCUAAUUUGCCAACGUCCGCAAGUUUCAGUGGCUUGGCGUUGACUCAAGGAAAAGGUUACGUUUUCAUCAUAAGGGCUUACAAUGGAGCAAAUAGAUUUAAAGAUGCCCGCUCGGUACUCAUCGUACCUGACUCCACCCCCCCUUCCCCUGGAUAUCUGUUCGAUGGACCUAAUCCCCAGAUAGAUGUCGACUAUCAGGCUGAUUUGAGACAUGUUUAUGCUUCCUGGACAAAGUUCCCAGAGCUGCACACUGAAGUCAAACAGUACUAUCUCGCAGUAGGAAGCUGUAUGACAGGAAACUAUCACGUUACUGGUAACACAUUCAUCGAAGUUACCCCUUCAACAACAACUUCAUUCGUGUUAGCCAAUGUUUCGCUGACGAAUGGCCAGAAGUACUGUGUAAAACUCAAGGCUGAAAACAAAGCAGGGUUAGUGAGUUUGGAAGUAUCUUCAGAUGGUUUCAUCGCUGAUGCGACGCCUCCAAGUGCACGUAAGGCUCAAGUUCGUGAUGGAAACACUGGUUCAGACCUUGAUUUUCAGGAGAGUAACACAACGUUAUCGUCUCAGUGGGACGAGUUUGCAGAUCCAGAGUCUGGAAUUGAGCGUUAUGAGUAUGGAGUGAGCAGAAAUCGUGCAGGUGUACCCAAUAUUCUCCCGUUUCAAAACGUUGGAAUGAACACUUCGGCUGCUAUGACUGGCCUCACACUUACAGAUGGUGUCUAUUAUGUUCUUGUCUGUGCCUUGAACAAAGCCGGACUUCGUAAAUGCAUAAGUUCUGACGGAGUCCUAAUUGACCUUUCCCUUCCAAGCCAUGGUGUAGUGCAUGAUGGGAUCAUGGCACCUGAUAGGAAUUAUCAGUCCUCUCUAACAAGUAUUGCUGCAAACUGGGAAGGAAUCUGGGAUUUAGACAGCGGAAUUGAGAAAUUUGAAUGGAGUAUCGGCACUAGCAAUCAUGACAAAACCAGUGUUCUAAACUACACCGAUGUUGGUCUCUCAACACACGUCAGAAGUCACGGAAAUCUAAACUUGAUCAGUGGUAAAAAAUAUUAUGUGCACUUGAAGGUCACAAAUCAGGCGGGAGGUGUUAGAGAACUUUCUUCAGAUGGCAUUGUUGCAGAUGGGACUCCACCAAUCCCUAACGCAAUUUACCCAGGCUCUGGGUCUAAUAGUAAGUGGAACUACAACGAUCAGGAGCAAGUCUUCUAUUCUGAUGAUACGUCUGCCUUUCAUGUUUAUUGGGACGAAUUUUCUGAGCCUGAGAGUGAAAUUUGGUACUACAAAUGGGCUAUAGGUACAAGCAAGUGUGGGACUCAAGUCCAACCGCUUAUAAACAUCGGGCAAUCAAACUACGUCAACAGUUCAAAGACAGACUUGGUUUUUAGAUCUGGAGUGAAAUAUUUUGUCACUGUGACGGCCAGAAACCGAGCUGGUCUUGUCUCACAAUCGUGCUCUGAUGCAUUCAUCUUUGACAGAACGCCGCCUCAGUCAGGAAAAGUCGAUUUCGAAGAAGCGUCAAGUAAAACUGCAAAUAAAACGUUUCUCAGCAACAUUAACGUCUCCAUGUCGUGGGAAGGAUUUACAGAUCAGGAGAGUGGUAUAAGAGCAUGCAACGUUUCAGUACUUGACGGUGCUGGAAAAGCAUUAUUCACCACAUCAUCCAAUGCCUCCUCAGGUAAUCUUACGAUACCCGGUAAUAUUACGCUUCAUCGUGGUGAAUACACUGCCCAUGUAAAGUGCAUCAACAAUGCUGGUCUUUUUUCUAUGUCCUCUGCGUUAUUUGUGAUAGACAAUACACCACCCUUUUCAAAAGGCCCUAUUGUAGCAGGUGUAUCACCUUACGGGUUUUUCCAGUAUCAGUCUGACAACACUUCGAUUACUGCGUCAUGGCCUCCAUUUGCAGACGACGAAAGUAAUGUAGAGAGCUACUUCUGUGCGAUCGGCAGCGAACCAUACAAAGACGAUAUUAUUCCUUUUAAAAAUGUUGGAUUAGCCACUGAGUUAACGGAGACGAACCUCAGAUUAUCUCAUGGAGAAACAUAUUUCAUCACAGUAAUAUCACGAAACCAGGCCGGGCUAAGUUCUAAUAUUACGUCGCUUGGUCUCAAGAUAGAUACAUCACAACCACUUGCCGAGAGCAAAGAUGUAAAAGAUGGCAAAUAUGACGAAGAUAUCGAUUUCUUCUCAUCUGGUAUGGAAUUUUCAGGUCGGUGGGAAGAUAUUACAGAUCCUGAAAGUGGCAUUUCAGAGAGUAAGUACUGUGUAGGGACUAGCCCCUACGGUUGCCAGAUUAAAGCAAUGACAUACACUGGCAAGAACAAGUCUUUUGUUUGCCCAGAAUGUGUCGCAAAAGAGGGAGAAAGGGUUUUUGUGACAGUCUGCGUAACCAAUGGGGCCGGUCUAUCGAAAACAGUUUCUUCAGAUGGAAUGCUUUUCGAUAGCACUCCUCCCUCAAUUGACGGUGUUAUUGACGGAAGCCAAAUAGCAGGAAUGGACUCCUUUGCUGUUCUUGAGAACUGGAACGUUUCUGUGUCUUGCUUAGGCGUGGAAGACCCUGAAAGUGGCGUGCAGUCAUGUAUUUGGACCAUUAAAGAUAUCAAUGACGUUGUUCGGUUCGAGAAGAAUAUUACGAGCAACUCUAUUUCCUUGGAGAAAAUUGUUUUCACAGACAGUAAGACAUACAGAGAUCUUGGCAUUGACAAGAGCAUUACAUACUUUAAUGUAUUGACUUGCUGGAAUAAAGCGAAGAUGCAGGCCACUGCACGGUCUGAUGGCUUCCAUGUAAAAACCGUUUGGCCUGUUCCUGGUCGCGUUCGAGACGGUGUGGUAAUGGGGACAGACCUCGAUUACCUCAACAAUACAAAAGUAAUAGGUGCCAACUGGGACCCAUUUGUUUCUGACAUUAAAGAUCCUGUUGUUAGUUACGAGAUAGCCAUCGGGACAAGUCCGGGCAGAGAAGAUAUCCUCUCUUAUCUAAACAUUGGCCUAAAGAGGAUCAUAGAAAAAGACUUGGCACCAGAAAUUCCUGUCAUAGAUGUAUUAAAGAGUGGUGUAAAAUAUUAUGUAACCGUACGAGGCACAACUUUGAGUGGCCUUAGCUCAGUGGAACAUUCCGAUGGAUUUACUGUAGAUCCCAGCCCACCACUGAAGGCUGAAGUUUCAGUGUCACACACAGUUGUCGAUCAAGAGACGCAAAUGGUUGAAAUAAGCGUUUCUUGGAGUGGCGUUAAAGAUCCCGAAAGUGGAAUACGUAGCAGUGCAUACUGUUUGCAGACGAAUCCUCAAACUUGUGGAAGUGGCCCAGUACUAGCAGGCCUAUCUUUACAAGGUGCUAUUGGACCUUUCAGACCUGAUUCCUGGGGAGAAUAUUACGUAACGGUUGUUAUUGAAAAUCGGGCUGGCCUGCGUACGGUGAUGUCAUCGAAAAAGCUCACAUUCGACGCUACACCCCCAUCAAAGGGCACUGUUAUUGAUGGAAUAAGCAUGGAUAUCGAUUUUGUGAAUUCCAUGAAUGCCUUGUCGGUUGCAUGGAGAGGCAUCGACGAUGAAGAGUCUGGUGUGGUUAGCUGCUCUUGGGCAAUUGUCGAGCAGACACCCUCAGAUGACAGGUCCUUAUUUGGAAAUGAAACUCUGGUGUUCACGACAGCAGUAGAAAGCGAAGGGAACCUUACACAGGCAAAUCUUAGCCUUGUUCCAGGAGCUCGAUACAUCAGUGAAAUCACGUGCACAAAUGGUGAUGGUUUCAGAAGUACUUCUUCGUCUGAUGGUGUUAUCGUAGAUUUUACCCCACCCAAGGCUGGACUUGUCUACGAUGGUUCAUCUCUUCUUGCUGACGUUGGCUAUCAGUCAUCAACGAGCUCGGUAGAAGCAGUAUGGACUCCCUUCGAGGAUCAAGAGAGUGGAGUCGUGGAAUACUGUUGGGCUAUAGGAACGGUCCCUGAGGCUACAGACGCCAUGAAUUUUACAACCGUCGGAAAAAAGCUAUCCGCGAAGGCAAUGCAUUUGUCGUUAUCUCAUGGUGUACGGUAUUACGUCACAGUGCAAGCUAAAAAUGGAGCUGGAAUGACAUCACAUAUUUCCUCUGAUGGCUUCGAAGUCGACGCCACUCCUCCUGAACUAACGGAGGUCACAACGGGCUUAAGCCCUUGGAUUGGUCCUUCAAGGAAUCUGCACGCGUCAUGGAAAUCACAGGACCAAGAGAGUGAAAUAAGCCGAACUGAAUUUUGCGUUGGAACACUGCCUGUAGGAUGUCAAAUAAAGUAUAUGACAGAAAUUGCUGCAAAUUCAACCCAAGUGUCGUGUACAGACUGCCAUGUAACUAAUAAUGGAACUUACUAUAUUAGCAUCAGAGUAACAAACGGUGCUGGCCUUUUCACCGUAAUGACAACAACUGGUGUGACAGUUGAUUUGACAGCCCCUUACCUCGGCGAAAUAGUACCUCAGUUUUAUGUAACAUCUUGCACUUCAAACUGUACUCUAUUGUCGAAUAUCACCAGUGUCGAAGAUGGUGAAAGUGGUAUCAGACUAUGUAGCUUUGCAAUAAGAAACAGCACUGACUUUUUGACACACUUUAUUAGCAAUGGCUUGAGUAUGAUUGUAAAGGCCACUGGUCUUCUGUUAGUCCCAGGCCAAAGUUAUUUCACAUUGGUACGAUGUGAAAACAACGUUGGACUUAUUGCAGAGAGUCUAUCGUCUGCAGUGAUUGUUGAUGAUACUCCGCCGUCAAAGGGCUCGGUAAUUGUGAGUGACGAUCGUACCCAUGACGUUUUUGGCCUACACUCCAGUUGUCACCUGUUUAACAAAACAAUGCGCGUUCACUGGUUCGGCUUUAAUGAUCUCGAAUCUGAAGUCAGUGGAUUUCGGGUAGCAGUUGGUAAACAUCCAAAUGCCACAGACGUAUUACAGUUCCAAGAUGUUGGCUUGGUGACAAACAUUACACUUCCUUUGUCUAACAUUAGCGCUUUGUUUGAUGGUGACAUUGUUUAUGUUACAGUUGAGUCACGCAAUCCUGCUGGUUUGGUUACCCAAAGUGCAUCCCCGCCGACAAGACUGGUUUCAGUUGAUAACGAAGAGUACCUAGAACAAGGAGACUUCUACUGUUUAGAUUUUUGAACGUUUGAUCAACCAGUAACGUGUAUUUAGUUUCUAGCGUGAUACGCGCCAACGUAUUAGAGGUUAAAUAAGUUAAAGAUUUCUUGAAGCCCUCGGAUUUUCUGAAUUUUUGUUCUCAUUUUUAUAAAACACCAGAGUGUCAUCAUAAGACUAAAAUCAGAUUAGACCAUCAUAUUAAAAAUAA
Pocillopora damicornis (cauliflower coral) is the source of this 8098-nucleotide messenger RNA. RefSeq lists its product as uncharacterized. Gene Ontology annotation, molecular function: calcium ion binding; protein binding. The record is from RefSeq and is a predicted model, not a curated record. NCBI's taxonomy places the organism in Eukaryota, Metazoa, Cnidaria, Anthozoa, Scleractinia, Pocilloporidae.